Molecule: messenger RNA, 288 nt
Organism: Protopolystoma xenopodis
Lineage: Eukaryota; Metazoa; Platyhelminthes; Monogenea; Polystomatidea; Polystomatidae
Source: the annotation of a GenBank genome assembly
AUGCCUCGAAAUCCAGCCACAUCUGCUUUAUUUCGGUACCGAGGCAGCCGGAAAAGCCGCACAACUGCAGUUGCUCUAAUUGGUAACGAAGUGGUGCGAUCUGAACGGCUCGACAACGUCGACCAAGUGGCCUUGUUUCGCUCUCCAUAUUUGCCGACCCGUCUCGGUGGCUGGAUCAGCCUUAAGCGCUGUUUCUAUCGCCUCACGACAGACGCUAUGGCAUGCAAAAAUAACACAAUUUUCCGGUCAUGCUACAAGUUCCCGCAUCCUUUUUUACUGUCCUCCUGA